Clunio marinus is the source of this 1768-nucleotide messenger RNA. The record is from the annotation of a GenBank genome assembly. Lineage: Eukaryota; Metazoa; Arthropoda; Insecta; Diptera; Chironomidae.
AUGAAUUUCAUAAAAAACGCUUUAUUUUAUUUAUUGCUGCAAAUUUUUGAAGUGAAAACUAUAGGCAGUGCUGAAAACUUGGAACAGUGUGUGACAAAAGUGGGAAGUUCACUUUCAGACUCAUAUGAAAGCACAAAAAAUUUAUUAAAGUUGAUCGAUCAAAGUUCUGUUAUACUUAAAGCAUUUUGCAGUGGAAAUUUAAUGAACAUUGCAGAUUCAAGCAGUAACGAUGACGAAAAAACGAGAGAGUUAAAGGAAUCGGAGAAGAGCUUUGAGCUAGAAAAUGAUGAUUAUUAUGAUGACUAUUACUUCUAUAAAAACGGCGGGGAGGAGAAACUCAAGUUAUUGAUGACAUUCACGCCGAUAACUAUUUUUAAAGGAACAAGCAUUUUGCGAGAACUCGAAUCAUUCAACACUCAAGAGUAUUUUCUCAUUAAAGGACAACUCAAUGCAACUUUAGUCCUUGGGCAGAGCGACAAAAUUCAAUAUCAGAAAAAGUGUUACAGCAAUCAAAGUAUUAAUGAACAACUCCAAAUAUUGAACGAGAAUCAUUUGAUUGAACGGCAGAUUCGCACAGUUGUUCCUGGUCAACUUAUAUUAUUCGGAAAAUUGGACCAAAAAAAUGGUCAAUCGAGGCAACGUCUGGUAGCAAAAACUAGUGGCAUUGUUCGAUGGAAUUCACAUCUGGAAAAUUUCAUCUGGAAUAAUCUUGGAUGGAGUAGUUGGGGAAAAUGGAGUCCGUGUUCAUCAUCAUGCAAAGGCAUUCAACAGCGUUAUCGUCAUUGUCUGAAGAAGAAGCAGAACAAAAGCAACGAAGAAAUGAGUGACGAGAACGACUAUGAAUCAGCAGGAUCACGAAAUGCAAUUCAGCAUUUGUGUAAUGGAUACAACAUUGAACAACGUGAUUGUAAUUUGUUUGAAUGCAAAGACGCUGUUAAUCUUUUGUCAUUGGUGAAUGACACGAAGUUGAACAUGGCCGCGAUAAGUGCCCACAUCAAUCAAGCUUUCUUUGGAAAAGAUUUCACUAUCAUGUUUACAAUUAGAGCCAAGGUCAACAGACAUAUGCAGAUCUAUGACAAUGAACAUCUGAUAUCAUUUAGAUCAUCGUCCAAUGAACAUUCUAGUCUAACAAUUACUUUGAUUGAUACUGGUAUUAAAGUGGUCCAAGAAAAAGAUGGAACAUCUGAAAUGUUUGACAUUAAAUUAAAGUUCUUUGACUUGCAUUGGCAUCAAAUUGCUUUCAGUUUUCGCAAUGAUGGUUUAAUAACUUGCUUUGUCGAUUGCAACUGGGACAGUUCAUUUAUUAUGGCAAAAGGUUCAUUUGAAGUACCACCGGAUGUUCGCAUCGAAAUGAAUUCUAAAUUAAGAGACUUAAUUGAAUGGAAGCAAUUAAGUUUGGUUUUGGGGAACCAUGAACGCGCACAAUGUUCCAGCGAAAGAAAGUUGAUUUUUGAUAACAAUAAACUUUUAGAGAAAUUGUUCAAUGAUGAAGCAAAUUAAUCAGAUUGUUCUCUCUUGCGUCUUUUAGAGUGAGUGAGAAAUUUGUUUUGUGGGCUCAUGGGGUGAAAAAAAAUUUGCGAUGGGGUGUCGCUUGAUUGACUUUAUAUUUAUUCGUCAUCCGUCCGUAACAAAAAAUAAAGUUUCUUAAAGGAUCGGAAUGUUUUUAUCCAACAAUGAAAAUCUACAACAGUAAUCUUAGGAUUCAAUGUUUGAGCUCCAUAAACAUAAAGAAAGGCACACAAAGGAAAAGAAAAAAGGGUGGCAAUCA